Molecule: messenger RNA, 1674 nt
Organism: Petromyzon marinus (sea lamprey)
Lineage: Eukaryota; Metazoa; Chordata; Hyperoartia; Petromyzontiformes; Petromyzontidae
Source: RefSeq, a predicted model, not a curated record
GAGUCCUCUCCGCGCGCGUUCCGCGUUCACCAACAGCAGCCGCACCCAUCCCCGCCUGUCUCCACCCCCUCGCAGCUGACCCAUUGUGAACCCGGCCUGAGACGUCCAUCCAGAGGCAGCAUCAUCAGCAAUAGCAUCAGCAUCAUCAUCAGCAGCAGCAUCAUCAGCAGCAGCAUCAUCAUCAUCAGCAGCAGCAACAGCCUGCUGCACCUGGAGUCUAACCGGGGUUUUAAACGUCACCGGCGGUAACUCAAAGAGCCGGUUGUGGCUAUCGGGGUGUGGAUCGUCUUGGUCUUUGUGUUGAGAGUCGCCGUCACGCUGGGAAUUGUCUUUCUGAAUAACAGUGGGAUAUUCAAGCCUGCGGCGAUGUCCCACUGCGGGAAGAAGAAGACGCCGCUGAUGACGAUGAUGAUGCUGAUGAUGUCGUGGAAGCGCUGCAAGUCGGCGGUGUUCCUGUCGCUGGCCACAACGCUGCUGGCUCUGAUGGUGGCGGUGGUGGUGGUGGUGGUUAGGGAGCAGCAAAUCCCCCGCAGAGGCUCCCAGCUGUUCGCCGCCCGCCGCUCACUGCAGGGGGCGGGACCCCUGCCGCCUCGCGACUCCGCCCUCUUCCAGUGGUCGACCAAUCACGACGACGACGACGAAGACGCUGCGGCGGCGGCGGCGGCGGCGGGGGAGUGGGAGGAGUUUGACGACGAGGAGGAGGAGCCCGAGGCGGAGUGGGCGGGCCCAGCCGCCGCCGAUGGGCGGGGCCCCGUUGGGCCGCGGAUGGAGGAGCCCCGGGGGGUUCGCGACGGGCGCCGCCGCCGCCGCCGUUGGCGCGUGGCGGGGGCCGGGCGCGAGCCCCCCUCGGGGCGCCCCACGGGCUGGGACGUCCACGUGACCAACUGCACGGCGAACAGCUCCUUGCUCGGCACCGAUUGGUUCGAGGGCCUCGAGGACAGGUUCAAAGACUUCGUCCUCUACCGCCACUGUCGCUUCUUCUCCCUGCUCCACGACCCCACGGGGCGGUGUUCCCGCGGCUCCGCCGACGGCAUUGGGCCCUACCUCCUGUUCGUCAUCAAGAGCACCAGCGCCAACCACGCUCGCCGUGACGCCGUCCGCCGCACCUGGGGUCGCGAGACCGACUACCACCUCUCAGCGUCCUCCUCGUCAUCCUCCUCGUCAUCCUCAUCCUCCUCCGCAAAGCCGCGGACGCUCCGCGUGAGGACCCUGUUCCUGCUGGGGCUCCCCGUGCCCGCAGACGAUGGCUCGCACCACCACCUGCAGAAGCUGGUGGACUUUGAGAGCGAGAUCUACGGCGACAUCCUCCAAUGGGACUUCCUGGACACCUUCUACAACCUCACGCUCAAGGAGGUGAACUUCAUGCGCUGGUUCGACGCGCACUGCGGCGCGGCGCGCUACGUCUUCAAGGGCGACGACGACGUCUUCGUCAACGUGCGCAACGUCCUCGAGUACCUCGCGUCGCUUCGCGGCGUCGCCGCCGGGGGCCUCUUCGCCGGCGACGUCAUCUGGAGCGCCGCGGUCAUCCGCCGGCGGGCCAGCAAGUACUCCGUGCCCGUGGCCCUGCACCCGGAGCCGCGCUACCCGCCGUACGCGGGCGGCGGCGGCUUCCUCAUGUCGGCCGACGUCGUCCGGAGGCUCUGGGCGGCCUCCCACUCGGUGCCCAACUACCCC